Actinia tenebrosa (Australian red waratah sea anemone) is the source of this 1579-nucleotide messenger RNA. Its product is annotated as 2-oxoisovalerate dehydrogenase subunit alpha, mitochondrial. Gene Ontology annotation, molecular function: oxidoreductase activity, acting on the aldehyde or oxo group of donors, disulfide as acceptor. Lineage: Eukaryota; Metazoa; Cnidaria; Anthozoa; Actiniaria; Actiniidae. Gene Ontology annotation, biological process: branched-chain amino acid catabolic process. The record is from RefSeq and is a predicted model, not a curated record. Gene Ontology annotation, cellular component: oxoglutarate dehydrogenase complex.
CCUAGAGAAGCUGCUUUGUCACUGAUUCAAGAUGGCGUAUACGACAUGGAUUUUGAGGUCAGUUCUGCAGCGAACUGCUCCUCGUGUUCUUCGUUCACGAAUCAUUCCUCACUUCAGAACUCUCCCAAAAUUUUUAUCCACGUCCUUUUCAACGCCAGAAUACAACGAGAAGCCAAGAUUUCCUGGAGCUUUGAAUUGUGAAUUUACAGAAAAGAUAGAAUUUGUUGACCCUAGUGAUCCUCGAGGUAUUAUUCCUGUUUAUAGAGUAAUGGAUAGAAGAGGAACCAUCAUAGAUGAGGGCCAUGAUCCUAAGUUGGAUAAAGACAUGAUCAUUGAUAUGUACAAGAAAAUGACACUGUUAAAUACCAUGGAUCGUGUCUUGUAUGAAUCCCAAAGACAAGGGCGUAUAUCAUUUUACAUGACGGCAUAUGGCGAGGAAGCAACACACUUCGGCAGUGCAGCAGGCUUACACUCCGAGGACCUGAUAAUGGGUCAGUACAGAGAGGCUGGUGUUCUGAUGUGGAGAGGAUUUGGUCUGGCAGAUUUUAUGAACCAGUGCUAUGCAAACAUGCAUGAUGUGGGUAAAGGACGUCAAAUGCCUGUUCAUUAUGGAUCAAAAGAGCAUAACUUCGUUACCAUCUCAUCCACUCUUGCGACGCAGAUGCCUCAAGCUUCAGGAGCAGCUUAUGCCUACAAGAGACUAGGAAAACCAAACUGUGUUGUGUGUUACUUUGGUGAUGGUGCAGCAAGUGAAGGUGAUGCCCAUGCUGCAAUGAACUUUGCAGCAACUUUAGAUGCACCAGUUUUAUUUUUCUGUCGCAACAAUGGAUACGCCAUAUCGACUCCAACUCAUGACCAGUACAGAGGAGAUGGUAUUGCAUGCAGAGGAAGAAGCUAUGGAAUGUUAGCAAUCAGAGUUGAUGGCAAUGAUGUCUUUGCCGUGUACAAUGUAACAAAGAAAGCAAGAGAUAUUGCUGUAAAAGAGUCAAGGCCUGUGUUGGUGGAAGCCAUGACAUAUAGAAUUGGUCAUCAUAGUACGAGUGAUGAUUCGUCAGUGUACCGUUCACUGAAAGAGGUUAAUUAUUGGGACAAAGAGGAUCACCCAAUCUCCAGGUUAAGAUACUACCUGGAAAAUAAAGGAUGGUGGGACCAGAAUCAAGAACAAGAUUGGAAGAAAGAGGCUCGCCUGCAGGUUAUGAAGGCAUUUUCUGAAGCAGAAAAAGCCCUCAAGCCCUCAGUCAAAGAAUUGUUUUAUGAUGUAUACAAAGAGCUUCCCAAACACUUAGAGGAGCAGUACAAGGAGUGUCUUGAACAAAUUGCAAAAUACCCCCAUGAAUACCCCACUGAGGCACAUGCUAAGGAUUAGGAAGCGACUUAGUGGAACCCCCUGGGGAAUUAAUGAACCUUUAGGAUGCUCGAUUAUACAGUUCCAUUCAGUGAUCACGAAUAAUAUUUCAAAGACGAAGUUAGAGUUGCCACACAUGAUAAAAAUUAUAGUUUUGCUUUGUAAAUAUUAUUCAUGGUCACUGAAUGGAACUGUAAAAUGAAGUAUUAUGGUACAAUAAAUUAUUCCAAAGUU